Trematomus bernacchii (emerald rockcod) is the source of this 2810-nucleotide messenger RNA. It is a transcript of the gene ak7b, whose product is annotated as adenylate kinase 7b. NCBI's taxonomy places the organism in Eukaryota, Metazoa, Chordata, Actinopteri, Perciformes, Nototheniidae. The transcript is spliced from 18 exons. Gene Ontology annotation, molecular function: ATP binding; AMP kinase activity. The coding region runs from base 39 to 2117 and encodes 692 amino acids. Gene Ontology annotation, biological process: nucleobase-containing compound metabolic process. The record is from RefSeq and is a predicted model, not a curated record. Gene Ontology annotation, cellular component: cytoplasm.
UACUUGCUAACAGCUGCCGUCUAACGACAGAGCGGAGGAUGGAGAAAGUGACACCUAAAAGAGUUUUUAUCAACAACAUAGACUCUUACGCUUCCAAAUGUGUUGCCAAGUUUCUGUGUGAGUGUGUGGUGGGAGCAGCUGUGGAUCCUGAUGCAGUGACUGAGGAAGAGGAGGAGAGGAAACCCCACAGCGGGGCGCCAGCGUUUCAGGUUGUUGGGACAGUUUCUGACAUGUGUGACGAGGACAGACCUCAUGUCCUGGAGGAGUAUAAGCACCUGAACAGGGAGGAGCUGCUUUCAAAGCUGAUGGACUGUGACGUUGUCAUCUACAACAUUACCCAGCAUGCCGAGCAGCUGGAGGAGGCCUGCUGGGCUGCUUCAGCACUCCACAAUGAAAUGGAACGUUUUUCUAGAGCGAAGAUGUUCAUCCUGGUCUCCACGGUGAUGACCUGGGCCUGCAGCAAGCCAGUGGAUCCUGAUGUUCCCUUCACUGAUGAGAUCUUCUGGAGAAGAAGAGCACAUCCCAACUUCAAACAGCACAUCGACCUGGAGAAGAGGGUGGUCAAAAUGGGAAAAACUAACAGAACAAUGUUCUCGACGUACGUGGUGGCUUCAGGACUUCAGUACGGGCUGGGAGAGCAGCUCUUCCACUUCUUCUUCAAGACGUCGUGGCUGGGACAAGAACAGGAGAUACCUGUUUUUGGAGACGGGAGCAACAUCGUCCCCACAAUUCACAUUAGGGACCUGGCGAGUGUGAUUCAGAAUGUGAUUGAACAUCAGCCCAAGCCGUAUUACCUGCUGGCUGUGGACUCGUCCAACAACACCAUGGAGGAGAUACUGAAGGCAGUUUCCUCUUCACUUGGACCAGGGAGGAUCCAGAAGAGGCCGUUUGAGGAAGCCUACCUCACACAGGAACUGAGUGUCAUGGAAAUGGAUUCCUUGCUGGUCAACCUGCGUAUGGAGGCGGUCCACCUGAAGGAGCUGUUCUCCAUCAAUUGGCUGUGUGAGUCAGGUCUGGUGGAGAACAUGGAGCUGGUGGUGGAGGAGUAUCAGCAGAGCAGGGGACUACUGCCCAUCCGUGUGUGUGUGCUGGGUCCUCCUGCGGUGGGGAAGAGCUUGGUGUCCAGACAGAUCUGUGAACACUAUAAACUCCAUCACAUCACACUGAAGGACACCAUCUCUCAAACCAUCGCACAACUGGAGGAUACUGUGAGGAACGUUGAUCCAGAUGCUGAUAAUGAGGACUCUGCAGCCGAGGCUAAAGAGCUGCUGGGCAGCCUGAAGGAGAGCAUGGAGAAGAAUGGAGGUCUUCUGGAGGACCAUCUGCUGGUGAAGGUGGUGAAGGACAGGCUGAUGUCCAACCCGUGCAGGAACCAGGGCUUUGUUCUCGAUGGCUUUCCAAAGACAUAUGAACAAGCUAAAGAGCUCUUCUACUCUGAAGAACAGGAAUCAGAAGACGGAACAUCCCAGAUUUCUUCAUUCAGCAGGAAGAUUAUGCCAGAGUGUGUGCUGAGUCUGGAUGCGUCGGAUGUGUUCCUUAAGGAGCGGGUGAUGAACCUGCCUGAGAGGCUGGUGCAGGAGCACAGCUACGAGCAGGAGCACUUCCUGCUCCGCCUGGACAGACACAGAGAGAACAACAUGGAGGAUGAGAGUGUGGGGAACUACUUUGAUGAGCUGGACACCACCCCUCUGUACCUGGAGAUCAGCAGCAGCGAGGAGCCGGACUGCCUGCUGCUGAUGCAGAAGAUCCUGGACACACUGGGCCAGCCCAGGAACUACGGCCCCAGCUGCAGGGAGGUGGAGGAAGAGGAGAGGAGGAAGGCUGAGGAGAGGAUGAAGAGAGAGGAGCAGGAGAGGGCGGAGCAGGAGAGGAGGGAGGAGGAGGAGGCCACACACAGGGCUGCAAGCUGGGACCAGUGGACGGGGGGUCUGAAGGAGAUGAGGCAGCAGGAGGAGGAGCUGCUGGAGGUCCUGUCCGUCCCCAUGACGAUCUACCUGAUGGAGCACGUCAUGCCCACCCUGACCCAGGGCCUGGUGGAGUGCUGCACCGCCCACCCUCAGGAUCCCGUGGACUUCCUGGCGGACUUCUUGAUCAGGAACAAUCCCUUUAACUACUGAAGGUUGAGAUCAUUUCUUCUCUUUGGAUCUACACUUAAUGCAAAUACAAAACACAAAAACUGAAAUGAAAUCUUUUUUUCUCUAAGCUUCCUGAGCUCUUUAAUAAAGGACAGAGUGAAGUCAAUAACAUGCAGCAUUUGUGCGGAGGAGGACCUUGUGGAGUUUUUUUCUCGCAGUAUUUGAGCCAUCAAAUGUCCCCUGGUGCAUGCUGGGAUUUUGAUUUGGUCUGAUUGUAAGCGGGCCAUUCUGCUGCCCCUGUUGUAUUUACACACAGCUCUGUUUGGGCUCUAAUGUGCCGGCCAUUACUUAAAAGCACCCUAAAAAAGCGGAUGAAAGUGAGUAUGAAGCCAAAAGCUAAUUAGGAAGUUAAUUUGCGUAAUGAACUCGGUAAACUCCGAAGUAGACACGCUCGGGUCAUAAUUGCUUUGAUUUGGCUUCUGAUAUCCAGGAAGGAUAAAUGUUACAAAUGCCAGCUAAUUUGUGUCUCUCUCAUGUUGCCACUCACGACUCCAAAGUGUACAUAAUUGGUUGCGACGGAACAGCAAAUUAUUUCAUUGUACAUACUUAAUCACCACGCGGGGAAAUUAGUGGAGUUUAUUCCGGAAACAUUGUGACGCAAGCCGCUGCGAGACAAUUUCACCGCACCAUCUGUGAGUCCCUCAAACACAACAUGCAGACUUUCUGAGAGGGACA